AUGUUAAAGGAAGAGAAAUCGGAGCUGGAGAAGAGACACGGCGUUUGCAUUUCCGACGCCGCUUUCGAUCUCGCCGAUAAUUCCCAACUUUUUCCGGUGCAUGCAUGCACACGUAAGAUAUUAAUUAUUUGGGCUAAUUCUAAUUGUUCAAUUACGCACACAACCCCAGAAAAAUGUUUGCGGAGAAUCUUGGACGAGGCAUGCAAACUAGUGCAAGAAAAUUUCACAAGUUGCGGCAACGAAAUCGAUCAAUUCAACGACGAUGCACGUGAGCUGGGCCGAACCCUAGUCGAACUAACCGAAUUACACAGGGAUGAUAACAGCUCCGAAACCCAAUUUUGGGUCGAUAGAUUGAAAUCGGAACGCGAUUCUGCAUCGUUCCACAUCAACGGCUUCUUCAUGAGAUGGGGCUUCGAAAAAGAUUUUAUUUUCUGUGAAGAUGCCGAAAAGAUCCGAUCUUUGAGGGAUCGCGUUAUUGCAUCUUCUGAUUUUGACACCAACUUUACCCUAAUUAUUGACCAGUUUCUUGUCGAUAUACAACGAAGCAUAUUCAAUCGUUUCCCGAGAAAUUUGACCGUCCGGGCUUGUCAUGUCGCGGAGGUAAUAAGCAGGCUGACCGAUGUCCCGUUUACGCAGAUUAUCCGAUCCAAUAUCAACAGCCACAAGAAAAAAGCCGUUAAAAUGACAAACAAGAGGGUGGUGAAUCAAAAGCACGUGGUUAAAGAGAUUUUCAAAAUUUUAGCCUCGGAGAAGCCGGUAAUUACGAACCGCCCUCGGGGGUCGUUUCUCCUUGUGGGCCCCACUGGAGUUGGUAAAAGGGAGAUUGCAAAGUCCGUUGCGCUUCAUUGGUAUUGCGAUGCAAGCAGGCUCGUGGAGAUAGAUAUGUCGGAGUAUGCGGAUGAUUAUCUCUCGUACUGCUGUAAUAACUUUUGUCUCCCCUUUAUAGGGUCGAAGACAAAGAGUAGUUAUAAACAUCAGCAAAAUCUUUGGAAUCGACUUACCGAAGUAGUGGCGAAACGGCCUUAUUCGGUUAUUCUUCUACACAAUGUAGACAAGGAUUGCUUCAAUACUCUAACGAAGGUUCUCCUUCGUAUUUCGAGUGAUGAAAGUGCUGACUUCUCUAAGUCUAUUAUCUUCAUGACUUCGAGUAGUAAUCCACUAGAACUCGAUAAGACCCGUGAUUGUACUUUAAAGGAUACGAGAGUCGAGGGCACGGAAAUAAACGGUGGUGAUUUGUUGUUCUGUCUCGAUAAAGUUCUUGCGGUGGAGUGUUCGCACGAUCGGAAGGCUGUUGCAAGAUUGUUGCUCAGGGAAAUUGUUAGAGAGGCUUACGGAGAAAGAUCUGUCGUUCAUGCAUCUAAUGCUGCACUCGAUGUGUUAUUUCUCAUGGCACAUAAACAGUGUAUUGGAGAAGAUGGAAAUGCUAUCAAAAAGGCACUAAUUGAGCACAUCAUAUCUCCGUUAUCGUUAAUCGCAAAAGAUCUCGAUAACGCUUUUGUAUGUGUCGACACAUGUGUUGGAUCAUCAAACUUAUCGUUUAGAGUUGAGCCACACGAUCCGAAGAGUGUGGCCUGUCAAUAUUUCAACUUCAAAGACGGAACAUUCGAUGAAUUUAUCACCGAUAUAAAAACAACUAUGGAAGCAUUGGCCAAGGUAUUUCGCUUACGGCGUCAAUUUUCGGACUUGACUGAAUCCGGACAAAAUUUAUCUCCGUUGAAUAACUUGUUGUUAGAAGCAUGCGAUGGGCUACUAGUGCAUGCAAUAUCUCUUCAUGCAUAUAAAGAGGUAAUAUAUUUAUUGAGAAAAUUACAGUUUUCAUCCCUCAACUUUCCACCUAUUUCACAUUUGGUCCCCAUACAUGAUUCAAUAACUUAA
Messenger RNA from Erythranthe guttata (spotted monkey flower), 1875 nucleotides. NCBI's taxonomy places the organism in Eukaryota, Viridiplantae, Streptophyta, Magnoliopsida, Lamiales, Phrymaceae. The record is from RefSeq and is a predicted model, not a curated record.